GGUUUCCUAGGAGACGGCGGCAGCGUUUGGUAUCUGUGCAUUGAGAGGAAGAGAGGUGGUGUGUUCAGUUUUCUGGCGAUGUUUGUGUUAGCAGAGAGCGUUUUACAAUAUGGAGAUGCCGGACACGAUGAGAAGACGACUGGAAGACUUUUCUCGAAACGUUUUAUUCGACCAGAGCCGGACUCAACCCAUCACAAAAGAGAAUGACACGUUUUUGCCUCACGUUUCAGACAAGCGGGUUCUGUCAGGUCUCCACCUCCAGAUGUCUCUGUACUUUAACAUGUGGUUCUUCCCCCUGUGGUGGAUCAGCGAAACUAUAAUGCUGCACCUCAAGUAUCCUGCCUUACCGGACUACUACAAGUUCAUCCUUGUAACUGUUCUCAUACUGAUGACCCUGAUUGAGGCCAUUAGACUUUUUCUUGGUUAUGCUGGGAACCUGCAAGAAAAGGUUCCAGAGUUGGCUGGAUUUUGGUUGCUGAGUAUCCUGCUUCAGUUUCCACUAAUCCUGUUUCUGCUCUUCAAUGAAGCCAUUCUCAUACAGCCACUGGAGAGGGCCGUCCACAUAGUUCUAGCAUUGUUUAUAUUAUCACAGGCUCUCUCUGGUUUUGUGGCACUCCGGGACAUGGUCAGACACACAGAGAGCCAGUUUCAUCUCAGACAGUUUCACUGAAUUCUGAAGCUUUCGAGUUCCUACGACAUCUAACAAACCGCAAAACAAGUGUACAUCACUCCUCCCAGCCUUAGAGGCUUACAUCAAAAACUUGACAAGUACAUGAGAUGUUUCUGCAUUACAAAACACACAAAUGUCUCAUUUGUGUGUAAAUGGAUGAUGGAUUUGUGUGUCCUAUGGAUGUACAUUGACACAAUAUUUCUCCUCAUGUUCCACAGUGUUGUUUUUUUGUAUUUUUAACUUAAUGUUACCUGAUUACUGACCUGUACAAGUGUUAUUAAAAAAAUGUUUUUAUUUUUUUAUUAUGUUUUGGAGUAUGAUUAUUCAACAACCAUCAAUUAAAACAUUUAAAAGACAAGCACAGAGAAACAUUUCCUUUGAUAUAGGUCAAUGUUGAUUUUAUCCAGAAUUUAAAGGCUCCAUUGUAAUUGGUGCACUUUCUACGGAAGCCUGAUUGUUUCUGAACCUCUCCUUCUGUUUUUCACUACAAGAAUUAGGGAAGCUAAAACUCUGAGAUAAAAAUCAGGCUGGCUGCAGACCGCACCAACUUAUGAGAAAAAACUUAAUGUGAAAAAUCUGCUUCUGUACCUCCAGAAGCUAAAUUCCAACAAGCUUGACAGAUUGUUUGUUGUAAUGAAUAAAUCAAUUGUUUGUUGAAUUCUGUCAAACCAUGAGUCUACUUUGAUUUUUAGUGGCUUGCUAUAAUCAAUACUGUAUUAGUGAUAAUUUUCUUUAAGCAAAUGUCCCAAA
Messenger RNA from Labrus mixtus (cuckoo wrasse), 1420 nucleotides. RefSeq names its product transmembrane protein 17 (gene tmem17). The coding region runs from base 110 to 670 and encodes 186 amino acids. NCBI's taxonomy places the organism in Eukaryota, Metazoa, Chordata, Actinopteri, Labriformes, Labridae. Gene Ontology annotation, biological process: non-motile cilium assembly. The transcript is spliced from 5 exons. The record is from RefSeq and is a predicted model, not a curated record. Gene Ontology annotation, cellular component: ciliary transition zone.